CUCCUCUCUGGCGAAUAAACAAAAGAAAGCCUGCAAAGGGCAAGCGGUGGCUUUCCCCCUCACGCACUUCUCCUUCCCUCGCUUGUUUGCUUUCCUCGUACUUCUCUGUGUUUGUUCCUUUCUUCGCAACCCCCCUCCCUGAGCGUAACAAUCGAAUGCACCUCCGCUCGCGUGGCCAAACAGGGACGACUUCUCUUUUAACCCUCUUCUGCUGUGAAUUCCUCAUCACCCAUCUUCAAUCGACGUUACCGUUCCUUCCCCUAAAGCAUUAAGCUUUCCUCGCGACAUCGCUGAUGGCUUCGGCCGGCACGAGUUCAGAGUCUUUUGCCAAAGCUGCGGUUAAUUCCUUCCCCUCUCGCGCCAUCCAAUCUUUUCCCCGGUGGUCCCAAAGCCCCAGUCCCCCCCCACCCCUUCCGCCCAUAAAUGAGACCAAAUCGAGACACGCAACGCAAACGAAAGAGAAAGCGAUGAACCAUUGAAUUGGAACUCACCAGUGGUAGAGGACGAUGAGUUCGCCUUGCCGAUCGCCGAAACUAGACCCGGAGAACCCGAUCCCGCCGCCGUUACCAUCGGAGAAGGCAUCGUCGAGACCCCAAACCCCAGCGCGAGUAGAUGCACUCGCGGGAUCCCCUAUCCGAUCGCCGCUUCGUCACGCGGAUAGCACGAUUCCGCCGCCGGUGGUGACGGUCGCGAAAGCGAACAGAAUGAGCCGGGACGACGCGUCCGCGGUGGCGAGGUUGGACGGGACCAGCGGCGUGCGAGCGGGGGAGAGGGGACUCGGGACGGCGUCGGCGAUCGUGAGGCGGCAGCGGGUGACGAGGGCGGACCCUGUGCUUCGGGUGGCGGCGGUGUUGCUGUGCAUGAUCUCCUUCUCGGUGAUGGCCUCCGACAAGACGGAGGGUUGGGCGGGCGACUCAUUCGACCGCUACAAAGAAUUCCGGUUCCUGGUCGCGAUCAACGUGAUCGCGUUCGUGUACUCGCUGUUUCAGGUCUACGCGAAGAUCCACCGUGUGAUCGCCAUGAAGUACAUCAUAGCUUCUCCGAAGCGUUAUUACUUUGAUCUCGCCAUGGAUCAGGUACUGGCUUACCUUCUGAUGUCGGCGUCGUCGGCGGCAGCAUCUCGCAACGAUGCGUGGGUCUCCAGGUUCGGGAGAGACGACUUCACCGACAAAGCCAGCGGCGCCGUCGCCAUGUCGUUCCUCGCAUUCGGUGUUUUCGCUCUGAGCUCACUCCUCUCCGCUUACAAUUUGUUGAGGACUCCUUGAUUUGGCGUACAUAACAAGACGCCAGUCGUUCCUUUUGCAGGACAUCGUCGAAGUUGGCGUCAGUUUGCAUCACAACAAUUUUCUCUUGAAUUGCGAAUAUGAUGUAUUCUUUUAGAUAGCUGUAAUCAAAGCAUGUAAUCAAAUACAUAACGGAAGCAUAUUGGAAUAUUAAAUAAAAACCUUACUAU
Musa acuminata subsp. malaccensis (wild Malaysian banana) is the source of this 1453-nucleotide messenger RNA. RefSeq names its product CASP-like protein 4A3. NCBI's taxonomy places the organism in Eukaryota, Viridiplantae, Streptophyta, Magnoliopsida, Zingiberales, Musaceae. The record is from RefSeq and is a predicted model, not a curated record.